AUUGUGUUUAACGUCCUAACGGUGGAGUAGGGUGAACUGCGGCGAUCUUUGCCUUUUGAUGCUCACUACAUAUCGAUGAUCUUGGUAGUCGGGAAAGUCUGACGGGUAGCUGUAUUGCGAUGGGAGGUAGCGUGGUGGUGGAUAAUUGUGCGCAAUGUGGCUUGUUACAAGCUUGCGCCACAAGUGCUUACCGCGGUUACUUGUCGUAUCCCGCGUAUCCUGUGUCCCUGCUUUCGCAAGCCUUCAGUAAUCGCUUUAACCACCACACACGCCAUCGUCUCAGCUUGGCGUCCGCGUAUGCUAUACUUCACCUGCCAAGCCCCUCAAGAUAUCGCUCACGACGAUAUCCGGAUGUCUAUCUUGAGGGAAGAGCAUGUGGGCGAACGCUCCAUCGGUUUGAAGAUACGACGGGAACGGCAGAGUCCUGUCCGAGACUCAGGCCUAUAGCAGCAGCGAGAAUCCGGCUCUUGGUUCGGAGGUAUAGGCUAGGGGUAAAUACAAUAGGACGCGCAUCCCUGUCGCGCGUCGCAAAGCAGCCUCGUUCACAUGGCCUGGAUCUGCCAAGACAGUUCUCAUAGGAUCGAGGUCCUGUGUGGAGUUUCAGGACCAGGGUAUUAUUCUGCUGUGGCGAAGCUGGGCCACAACGUCGCCUGGUUAUUUCGUAAAAAUCGAAUGAUUCCCCAGACUUGGCGCUGCGAGAUGAUGACAUCCUGCGACUUCUGUAAAUCUGUACAACACCAUCAGCACGCAAUGACGAUCGCCAAUCUCUGCGGACACUUGUGACGGCGCCGAUGUUGGUAGAGCACGUCACAUCCGUCCGCUGUCAGCGUAAGGGAACACCAU
This is a messenger RNA of Alternaria alternata, 843 nucleotides long. RefSeq lists its product as hypothetical. The transcript is spliced from 3 exons. The record is from RefSeq and is a predicted model, not a curated record. Lineage: Eukaryota; Fungi; Ascomycota; Dothideomycetes; Pleosporales; Pleosporaceae. Bases 120 to 578 code for a protein of 152 amino acids.